Molecule: messenger RNA, 720 nt
Organism: Trypanosoma grayi
Lineage: Eukaryota; Euglenozoa; Kinetoplastea; Trypanosomatida; Trypanosomatidae
Exons: 1
Coding region: 1-720 (239 amino acids)
Source: RefSeq, a predicted model, not a curated record
AUGCGAGUGGCCACACGUUUGGAGGCGGCGGCCCUCACGUGCGAAAAGAACAACGCGCUGCUUCUCCCGUUGGCGGUGACGACGUUAGGCAUGGUAUGCGCGUGGAAGAUCUGUUCGCGCUGCCUUCUCCGCGUGCAUCCUAGCUGCGUCACUGUUGUGUACGAGACCCGGCGGAACUCGAUUCUAUCGUCCUCGAUGGAUAAGGGGCACAAGGCGAGUGAUGAGCUUCCGCAGAUCUCUCACUUUCGCCCCGCGAUGUACGUUAUUGGGAUGCUGCUAUAUCGCAGCAAGAGCCUCGUGGUUGUGCCACCGUCCUCAUUCUUUAGCACCUUCACGUUGCCCCGCACCGUCCUUGACGAGCAGGGAGACGGGGAGGCAGUAGAUUGCACGGUAGAAGGCAUUCAUGUCACAGAUGGAGAAAUGCGCAUGGUGCUGACACUGCGGUACUGUAUCCCGUUCGAUCAGCUCGAGCGGUACUUGGCGGCCGUUGGGCCAGCGCCGCCGAAUGAGCGGAUUGCUGUGGCCGCUGCGGCUGUCGCCAAGGCUCGAGGUGCGGAACUGUCUGUUGGUCUGAUUCUUAACAGGUCGAGGCGGGACGCUGUGUUCCUAGCUCCGUUUCGAGAGCAUCUCUCGUCGAAGCUGAUGUCGGAGGCGGCUGUGAAGCUGAUAGAUGCCACCGUAGAGAGUGUCGAAAUCGCCGAGAGGCAAGGGAGCACGUAG